AUGUCGAACCUUCCAUCAGAGCCUGAGUUCGAGCAGGCAUACAAGGAGCUAGUCUCCACCCUACAGAACUCCUCGCUCUUCGAGAAGAACCCCGAAUAUAAGAAAGCCCUCAAAAUCGCCUCCAUACCCGAGCGGAUCAUCCAAUUCCGAGUGGUCUGGGAAGACGACAAGGGCGAAGUCCAAGUCAACCGCGGUUACCGAGUCCAGUUCAACUCCGCUCUAGGUCCCUACAAGGGCGGUCUCAGAUUUCACCCCACCGUGAACUUGUCAGUCUUGAAGUUCUUGGGCUUCGAGCAGAUCUUCAAAAAUGCCCUGACCGGCCUGAACAUGGGCGGUGGAAAGGGCGGUGCCGAUUUCGACCCCAAGGGCAAAUCAGACAACGAGAUCAGAAAGUUUUGCUGUGCUUUCAUGAGCGAGUUGGGCAAGCAUAUUGGUGCGGAUACUGAUGUUCCCGCUGGUGAUAUCGGCGUUUCUGGCCGCGAGAUCGGCUGGUUGUUUGGACAAUAUAAGAAACAGACAAAGCUGUGGGAAGGCGUUUUGACUGGCAAGGGAGGAUCAUGGGGAGGCUCUCUCAUCCGGCCAGAAGCCACCGGUUAUGGUGUCGUUUACUACGUUGAACACAUGAUCAAAUACGCCACUGAAGGCAAGGAAUCCUUCGCAGGAAAGAAAGUCGCCAUCUCUGGAUCCGGCAAUGUCGCCCAAUACGCUGCAUUAAAGGUCAUCGAGCUGGGUGGAACCGUCGUUUCGCUAAGUGACAGCAAAGGCUCCAUCAUCGCAACUACGGACAAAGGCAUUGAAGCCGAGCUCAUCGAAAUCAUCGCCAAGCUAAAAGUCGACCGGAAACAACUGUCCGAGGUCGCCAGCACAUCCGACUUCAGCAGCAAAGUUAAGUAUAUCGACGGUGCCCGCCCGUGGCUACACGUUGGCGAAGUCGAUGUUGCCCUUCCCUCGGCGACUCAGAACGAAGUGUCAAAAGAGGAGGCUGAAGGCUUGAUCAAGGCCGGCGCCAAAUUCAUCGCUGAGGGCAGCAACAUGGGUUGCACGCAAGAGGCAAUCGACGUUUUCGAAGCGGACCGGAAAUCCAAGAAGGAACAGGCCAUCUGGUACGCCCCGGGCAAGGCCGCCAACGCUGGUGGUGUGGCCGUCUCCGGUCUGGAGAUGGCUCAAAACUCCGCCCGCAUCAAGUGGACCGCGGAGGAGGUCGACCAGAAACUCAAGGACAUCAUGAAGAACUGCUUUGAAAACGGCCUGCAGACGGCCAUGACAUAUGUCACCCCAGCUGAGGGCGAGUACCCCAGUUUGGUUGCGGGCAGCAACAUCGCUGGGUUCAGCAAGGUUGCGGCUGCGAUGAAGGACCAGGGCGAUUGGUGGUGA
Molecule: messenger RNA, 1374 nt
Organism: Exophiala aquamarina CBS 119918
Lineage: Eukaryota; Fungi; Ascomycota; Eurotiomycetes; Chaetothyriales; Herpotrichiellaceae
Product: NADP-specific glutamate dehydrogenase
Exons: 3
Coding region: 1-1374 (457 amino acids)
Cellular component (GO): cytosol
Molecular function (GO): L-glutamate dehydrogenase (NADP+) activity
Source: RefSeq, a predicted model, not a curated record